Molecule: messenger RNA, 1771 nt
Organism: Branchiostoma floridae (Florida lancelet)
Lineage: Eukaryota; Metazoa; Chordata; Leptocardii; Amphioxiformes; Branchiostomatidae
Product: fibropellin-1-like
Exons: 11
Coding region: 125-1771 (548 amino acids)
Biological process (GO): establishment or maintenance of epithelial cell apical/basal polarity; heterophilic cell-cell adhesion
Cellular component (GO): plasma membrane; protein-containing complex
Molecular function (GO): calcium ion binding
Source: RefSeq, a predicted model, not a curated record
UAACGUUGGCCAGUAGAUGAUUGGCUCUUCCGUUCUUGUUACCACCAACUGCAUAUAAAAGCCAGGCACGGCAGAAUUCCCACACACAUAAAGCAGUCUCAACUCAACGUUGCAGACGUCAAAGAUGUGGACGUUCCUGCUCUUGACCGUGGCUAUGGUCGCCUGGCCGGCCCAAUCACAAGGCCAAGAAUACCUGACGACGGUUGACACCUGGAGUUUCUUUAAGGUUCAGGUCUCCGGCCAGAUGACCAAUGCCAACGUCAAGGCCACGUGUGAGGCGGCGGGGAUGAGGUAUCCGUGCUUCUUCUCAGGAAGUAUUAAUGACGGGUGUACCCAAUACUGGACCUCAGGCUGCAUCGAAUAUGAGGUCCAGUCAUUUCCCUCCUGCUGUUUACCUCGCGCGAGAGACACCUGUUAUACAAUGACGGUGCUUACGGUAAACCUGUGUGGAGAUACUCACACUGGGGACUGCCAGCCCCUUGAUGACACCUUUGUGUACAUGCCUAACUGGAACAGUGGUGAUGACAGCGCGUACGGAGUGGACUACGACACUCACCACAGUAGUCUGCAUGGAGUAGACUACAACAACAUGUACGCCCUGUGUGCAGAUAUUAUCGGGUGCACCAGCGCCCCCUGUCAGAAUGGAGCUACAUGCCAGGGCGAGUUGAACAGCUUCGAAUUCACUUGCCAGUGUGCACCUGGGUUUUUUGGAACUCUCUGUGAAGAUUUUGACGAGUGCAGCAGCGCCCCCUGUCAGAAUAAAGCUACAUGUCAGGAUGGAGUGAACAGCUUCACCUGUCAGUGCGCACAUGGGUUUACUGGAACUCUCUGUGAAACAGAUAUUGACGAGUGCAGCAGCGCCCCCUGUCAGAAUGAAGCUACAUGUCAGGACUGGGUGAACAGCUUCACUUGUCACUGCGCACCUGGGUUUACUGGGUCUCUUUGUGAAACAGAUAUCGACGAGUGCGCGAGCAACCCUUGCUGGCUGGGAGGGACCUGCCUGGAUCACGUGGACGGCUACAGCUGUGUCUGCACUAAGUAUACCACAGGAGAGCAUUGUGAAAUCGUAUCUUCUCCUGAAGACUGCUACCAGUUUUCGACUUCAACGGCUACCCAUCUUGAAGCCACACGAACCUGCCGUGCUGCUGACAGCCUCAUGGUGGAUGUGAAAGACGAGAACGAGCAACAGUUCCUGGCGAACAUGAUCGCGGCCACCACUUUUGCUUCCACCUGGCUGGCCAUGAAAACAGCGCCGCUACCCAUCCUCCACAGCGAUGGUACUCUUGCAUCAGGGUCCCUACAGUGGAUGGCAGGCGAACCUUCGUCCCCGUUGGACCUGUGUGUUCUCCUGGACAGCUCCAACAACUACCAAGCAAAGACUGUUUUCUGCACGGAGCAACACAACUACGUCUGCGAGUCAGAACUCAAACCCUGUGAACCAAACAUGUGUCAGAAUGGCGGAAACUGCACCUCCUGCUUCAACGGCUCCAGCACCUUCUGCGACUGUCCUGAUGGGUUCGAGGGCGAGUUCUGUCAAAUCAACAUUGACGAUUGCGCCUCCACUCCCUGCCAACAUGGCGGAACCUGCAAGGAUCAAGUCAGUUCUUACAGUUGUCUGUGCGCUACCGGGUAUGGCGGAGAGAACUGUGAAUUAGCUGGCACCACCGGCACCAGGCUGGCGAACCCCUAUGCAUGCAGCAGCGCCUCCUGUCCUGACGGACUGUACUGCAAGGAGGAGGGGCCGACAUCUUUCUCCUGCCGAGCUGGAUAA